AUGUUGGUGACGACAACAAUACGAGGUCGGAGGUCGGAGUGGACAUCGGCUCUCCUUGAUACAAAGCGGCAAGAUGCGAGGGCGAGAAGGACUUCGCCGUCGCUCUUUCAAAAGCGGAGACAUGGGCAGGUCAAUGAGGCUAAGGACGACAACAUCGGUGGCAUCACUAUGCUGGUCAUGGCUCGUUUCCCUUUCCGGCGUGGUGACACGAACUUGAUUACAGCGCUGGUGACAACGCUUUCUCCGCCGCCGGUGACGACGACAACGUAUGUUGACUAUGCUCAGCUGAAUAAACGUCGCUGA
Messenger RNA from Linum trigynum, 303 nucleotides. The record is from the annotation of a GenBank genome assembly. Lineage: Eukaryota; Viridiplantae; Streptophyta; Magnoliopsida; Malpighiales; Linaceae.